CAGUACUAAAUAUUACACAUUUUGAGAUUUCAAGUUCAUAAACAAGAUUCCAUCCAAGUCCACGGCAAUACAAGACACCAUUCGUUCCACCAAUCCUCACACAUAAAUUGGCAGUCACUAAAUCAAAAUUUAAACAACCGACAAAAAUUGACAAGAGUUCACCAUGUUUGGUCAAGCCUACACUGUCACUUCCCCUGAUCAGUCAACAGUCUCGUCGCGUUUUCAGAAUAUCAACAAACGAACAACGAUGAGUCGACCGAGGAGUCCGAGUUCGUCACCUACUCGUUCAGUUCCAAAUCGAAAUAGUUCCACAUCCACAGACAAAUCACUGUCCGAGAAAUACACAAACCGAGCGUACAAUCGGCAGCCAUCGCCCAUGGGAAGGUACCAGUCUCCGGAUGUCUGGAGGAAAGAACAGACCACCAAUUCAGCACAGCAGCGGUGUCAUAGCGUUGUGGCCGACCAGAUCAAGGGUAAAACACCGGUCGCUACCCAGAAGCGCUUGGUAGAAGAGAGCCGUAGCGACGUGCUUAAGAAAAGGCCUGUCCUUGAGGUGGAAUGUCAAGAUGCCUCAAUGCGUCAUCACCCGUAUCUGAGAACCAGACCGAAGACGGCGGACUCGACUAAGAAGGAUGAUGACACGCGAAACAUUGAGAGCAGAGUGAUGCACACUGUGAAGGAAGUGCUUAGCCGUGCUGUUGUAGAGAAAGGGAAGAUAGACGUAAACAACAUCGGGACCGUAUUGAACAGCAUGACGAGUCGGUUGAUGGUUAGUGACGCUGAUAACGACCAAAAAGUCAACAUUGACGUUGAAAUUAAAAAGAGCAAAACGAAAGUCAAUAUUAACACCUCUCAGGAAGACAUCCCUGCCAGGAGAGUACGGCCACUGGCUGGAAUUGUACGUAAGGAGAUAAAAAACACCUCGAAUAAACAGUUGAAAAAGGGAUAUACAAAAGUGUAUAGCUCUGAUAACGCCUCUUCUGUUUAUAAGGGAUCUGGUAAAACUGUGGAACGAGAGAAUUCCAGUACAUUGAUCUACAUUGAUCUUCCAGACCCGGACUGUUCCAAAUUCAAUACGAUGCUGAAAAAUGAAGAGCAGAAAAAGAGAGCGGAAAAGCAAACUUUGAUGAAUUUUAUUAUUUCGAGGAACGAUGGACAGGACAAUAGAGGCGAAAUUUCACUUUCUCAAAAGGAUCCUCAAAAAGAGUCGGUUGUAGGUGACUGCCAGGUGAACGACAAUCAAAAUUCCCAUUUGCAGAAGACUGCCGAGGAAGUGAGACUGCAAAAUUAUAUAGAGUCUCUGAUCAGGAACAUGAAAGACCAACUGGAGAGUAAACAUGCUACAAAUAUGGAGGGUCUCUCUGAAGAUCAUUCCGUUUGUAAAUCAUUCUGCAUCUGUAGGGUGUGUGUCUCCAACAAAACCUCAAAAUCGUGUUUGGCGGACUCUUCAACUUCAACUGAUGACUUGAGAGAAAGCAAGCCCUCAGAUACUGAACUACGAACCUGCAAGAUUACUCAACCCCCAAGCAGACUCACACAAUCAAAGACACCCAUUAAACAGCGAAGUACAGAAUCUGCCUGCAAGGUCUUAAAAAGAAACAAAAAUUUCCAGCCGGAAUCAAAAGUCAGCAUUGGGUCCCGUUCCACUUACUCGGCGAUUGCUGCUAAGAAAUUGUCAAAUUCCCAUACAGCGUACAGCGUAGCUCCUGGAGCCUGCGAAGAGACUGGAGAGGACAUGUAUCUGCGGAGACGUAUACCUAAAUCUCCUGUCAGAAAAAUAACUUCCAAAAUAUAGAUGUUAUGUACUA
This is a messenger RNA of Homalodisca vitripennis (glassy-winged sharpshooter), 1808 nucleotides long. RefSeq lists its product as uncharacterized. The coding region runs from base 164 to 1795 and encodes 543 amino acids. The record is from RefSeq and is a predicted model, not a curated record. The transcript has 4 exons. Lineage: Eukaryota; Metazoa; Arthropoda; Insecta; Hemiptera; Cicadellidae.